GAGAACAAUUCACCCUGUAAGCGUUCCUAUAGUCUAUGGCCUUGUAUGUGGUGUAUUUUUAUACAUUUUCUGUACAACUCUCCUACAAAUCAUGGUAGCGUUACUUUCUACAAGCUAACUUGGUGGAGGAGAGAAUUGCUGUUGUUUUUGCAAGUGCUCCAAACUAAACAAUAAAAUGGAUAAUUUGUCAUUGCCUUCCACAAUAAAUGACCCAUAUGAACCUUAUCUGACAUGUUGUCUCUAUCGCCAGGAGAACAUUUUAUAGUGCCUUUCAACAUCAAGUGGCUGAUGCUGCAAUUUUCUAGUUAGGACAGUAUCGGACCAAGAUGCAGAGAGCUUUGACAGAGUUUUCAUGGGGGAUUAUUUCUCUUCCUGUUCAUAGGUUAAAGUUAAGUAGUCAGAUCCUUCACAUGUCCUCAUUCACUCACAUUUAUCUUCCCAUCAGUCUGCUACUGAUGUUUUUUUCUCCCCAGUGCAUCAUGUCCUGAACAAUGUCUACUGAAUGUGCAGCAGCGAGUGAGCCAUAAAAAAAAAAUAUAGCCCUGUGCAGAACAGCUCACAAUCAAAAGAGCAUUUUCAAGACACCGAUUUACUCCCUGUUUUGGUGGUACUGACAUUUAACAAUGCAAGUGAAUCGUCCUGUACUGACUCUUUGCCUUCUUGGCACAGUUGUCCUGUGUGUAGUGGCAAACUCAACACAGGCUCCUCAAAUUACCACAACAGAAUCUCCACCAACUAUCACGAUUUCCACGGACACAACUGUCAAACCUCCCAUGACCACAACUCUUCCAUCCACCUCUUCCACAAGUGGUCCAGCUACCACUUCCACAAGUGGUCCAGCUACCACAAGUGGUCCAGCUACCACUUCCACAAGUGGUCCAGCUACCACUGGUCCAGCUACCACUUCCACAACUGGUCCAGUUACCACUUCCACAAAUGCAACAGCUACAACUACAACCAAACCCAGCACCACUCCUAUAGAAACUGAGCCUGUGGGAGGACUUUCAUCUGGUGCUAUAGCCGGUAUAACCGUUGGCUCUAUUGCUGGGGUGGCUGCUGUUGGUGGUGGUAUAUUUGGCGCGCUGAAGUACACUGGGAGGAUCUGAAAUCAAUUAUUGCCAUACAAGGGUAUAAAUAGUUAUGGGUUGUAAGCACAAAUAGAUGAAAUCCAGACCGUGUUAACUGAAGAAUAAAAAACUCCAAAUGUUUGAAAGGCUCAACUCAGAAUAACAUUAUAUAUGUAAUAUGAUAAGGAUGUCAUGGGCCCAGAGGAAGACAUAAAAGGAAAACAUUUGAAUGUUGUCUGGCUGUAGGUCAGGAACUAAUCUUUGGUGGAUCAAAAGACUACAAUGAAAUAUGCAAUAUACUUUUAGUGUAAACUAUAAUGGAAACUCCUUGUCUAAUGGAUUAAAUGCCAUUGCCUGGGUUCAA
Messenger RNA from Micropterus dolomieu (smallmouth bass), 1431 nucleotides. Its product is annotated as integumentary mucin C.1-like. Bases 624 to 1106 code for a protein of 160 amino acids. The transcript is spliced from 4 exons. NCBI's taxonomy places the organism in Eukaryota, Metazoa, Chordata, Actinopteri, Centrarchiformes, Centrarchidae. The record is from RefSeq and is a predicted model, not a curated record.